AUGGCAAACAAAGAGAGAGGGACGGCAAAUGAUCAUGUGCUCUCAUCUGCAUGUUGGGCUCUGUCAUAUCUUUCUGACGGUUCAAAUGAUGGAGUCGAAGCUAUAAUGGAGGCCGGUGUCUGUCCACGACUUGUGGAGCUACUCAAACACCCAUCGGCUUGUGUGCAAAUUCCUGCAAUUCGAACUGUCAGUAACAUCGCAAGAGAUGAGCGUUGGAGACAGGCAGCGAUUGAUGUUGGUGAAUUGAUUGAAUCUUUAAUUGAUUUGCUAGAAACUGCUGAGUUUGCUAUAAAGAAAGAAGUUGUGCAGGCUUUUGUAAAUGUUAUCUCUGGUCGAACUAGUGGCAGUGUUGCGGUGCAGAGGGUAAAACGCACGACUGACUUCAAUUUCGUCGUCAAGUUGAUAUAUGAAGCUCAACAAGGCUUGGAUAAAAUUGAAGCCUUGCAGAGCCACGACAACGAUGAAAUCCGGGAGAAAGCUUUGGAGGUAUGGGAGCCGUUAUAUAACGAGGCACCACAUGUAUGGAAAUUCUUUGAAUGGUUGGGAUUCCUUUCUCUUUGGUGCUAA
Messenger RNA from Oldenlandia corymbosa var. corymbosa, 567 nucleotides. Lineage: Eukaryota; Viridiplantae; Streptophyta; Magnoliopsida; Gentianales; Rubiaceae. The record is from the annotation of a GenBank genome assembly.